Messenger RNA from Suillus bovinus, 1773 nucleotides. RefSeq lists its product as uncharacterized. The transcript is spliced from 9 exons. Bases 232 to 1401 code for a protein of 389 amino acids. Lineage: Eukaryota; Fungi; Basidiomycota; Agaricomycetes; Boletales; Suillaceae. The record is from RefSeq and is a predicted model, not a curated record.
CUUCCGGCAGGCCGGCAACACCGAGUCUCGAGCGCAACUUUCUUUCUUGGUUCGGUCUGACUAAUCAUAAUAAUCGCACUCCACUGCAGGCAGCUUUCGGCGUCAACGCUCGCAACUUGGCACGUGUUCGUCAUGUCAGUCGCAGCUGCCCAACCGACUUGCUGUGUACCACACACUCACCUCAGACCCUUUGCUUGGGAUCCAAUACAGUAGUCUGGUAGUAAAUACCUCAUGUCACAAGCAUUAGACACCGGCAGCGCCGAGGAUCAGCACGCCCACAACGACUUGGCUGAGCAGCCUUAUCCAGAGAACGACAACGUAGAACCUACAGAAACGGAGAAAAAUUUUAAGCCUUCGGCGGAGCUGCCAUCGGGGACCUCGGAUGCUGGACCCUCGCAGCCAUCAGGACCUCAGGUACAGGAAAACACUCCCAAUGUUGCACCGAUCGGCGAUUUAGCUCCCGAGGCAGCGAAGGUCGUGGCAGAUAAGGACGAACCCACGCUCAGCGAAUUAGCAAAUGUCAUGAGACAAGUAUUGGAUGUUCUCCAGGACUCGACGAUUGCCUUGAAGAGUGGCAAGGACAAUCGGUCUCGUUUUUGGAGGGUAUACAAGCGAGUCGCGGAGGAACACGACGGCGAGUUCCUCGAGCGAUACACUACGGACAUGGACAUCGUCUUGAUCUUCUCUGGUCUUUUCUCUGCUGUCAGCACAUCCUUCAUUGUCGCAAUGGAGUCCAACCUCAGUCCCGACCCCAGCGAUACCACGAAUGCCCUUUUGAAGCAACUCGUUCAAAUCGGACUCGGCAAUGUCGCUGCAGCGGGUUCCACGCCCGCAGACCCAGCAUCUACAUGGUCGCCGAGCACGCCCACCCUAUGGAUUCAAAUGAUCGCAUACGCAAGCUUGUCGAUGAGCUUGCUCGCCGCGUUCGGGGCCGUACUAGGCAAGCAGUGGCUCGGGUACUACAAGUCGAACAGAUACGGCCGGGGCUCUCAGGAGGAGCGAGGGAAACGCAGGCAAGAGAAGUUCGACGGCCUCGUCACAUGGUAUUUUGAUGCUGUCGUGCAAUCCUUUCCGGUCUUACUUCAAAUCUCACUUCUUCUUUUCGGGAUCGCCCUCAGCGCCAACAUCUGGUAUGAGCAGCCGAGCGUCGCCUGGGUCAUCAUUGCAACGACGAUAUUCGGAUUUCUGUUCUAUUCCCUGACCGUGAUGGCAUGUUUGAUAUCUCCCGCUUGUCCAUUUCAGACACCGAUAUCGACCAUGUUGCGCAUCUUUCACAUCGACAGUUUUAUGCACGGUGUCCAAACGAGUCUUCGGUCAUUUUCAACAGCUCACGACAUCACUGCAUGGCGUGCUGGAGCGAUUGCUUUGUAUCGUCAGGUUGAGCUGGAACCGAUUGUCUGAAGUAUUUAGAGGCCCUGUACAUAUAGCCGGCACAUUCGCACAACUAUCUCUUCAGCAGUUAAUCACCAGGCUUCAUACCUGGCUGCGUUUUGUUGUUUCGCGCUUUUCGAUAAAGGUCCUGGACCCAGAAGCACAAUUGCUCGGCCAGAAUUUGAAUGUUUUAUCGGAGAAUGAAUCCGCCCUUCCCCUCCCUGACACACCCACCAGCAAUCUCGAAGCACCUAGCGUCAAAUGGCUGCUUGAGACCUCUACGGAUCCUGAAGUGUUUCUCGCCGCUGCCAGCCUUGUUCCGCAGGUCGAAUGGCCCCUGGAUCUUGACACCUCAGACGUGUUGUAUCAGCUGUAUGAUACUUUCAUAAGCUGCGUCGGCUU